This is a messenger RNA of Malassezia globosa CBS 7966, 2421 nucleotides long. RefSeq lists its product as uncharacterized. NCBI's taxonomy places the organism in Eukaryota, Fungi, Basidiomycota, Malasseziomycetes, Malasseziales, Malasseziaceae. The coding region runs from base 1 to 2421 and encodes 806 amino acids. The record is from RefSeq and is a predicted model, not a curated record. The transcript has a single exon.
AUGAGAACGAGAUUGACCAGACAGCCGUACCAUUUGCCGUUUCCUUCUAAGAAAAAGUCUGGCGAUGAAGCUAGUCCGACACCCCCAACGGCGUCGGGUGAAAGCUCAUCUGUAUCUGUGCAUCCUCCGCACCAACAUCAGGCAAAUGGCGACGACACAAAAAAUCUCGUGCGCUGUACGACGUCUCACCUGCCUCGUGACUCCAAUUCGACGGCCCAUGCUGCGCCUGCGCAUCGCGCGGCUGAACCGACGUCUCCUGCAUCCACUGUCUCCCCUACACAACAGCAAUGCAGUCAAGGCCCAAGUGCCACACAUUGUAGUCGCCCGAUUGCACAAUCCUAUGGCUCAAAUAUAUCCAGCGAUAUGGCUUCCCUACGGUCAAGUCCAACAGGCCACAGUCACACGUCUGUGGAAGAAUGUACCGAUACCAGCGAGACAGAAUCUGUCACGAGUGCCUUUUCGGCAGAGCCCUCUGAGACGCCUGGAUCUCUACCUCCACCAUUCUUGUAUCCAGUCCCUCAAGAUGCCAUCCCUCAUGUUACGAAUCCAGCAAGUGGAUAUGCCACUCCCCUCGUGCAGACAAGCCCCGCCCCUCAUAUCUCAUCAACUAGUUUUAUUAGUACCCCUCAUCUCCUUCGCAGUCCUGGGCCUCCAUUGUCAGUGUCCACUGCGGGUCUUCGAGUCUCACCACAUGCUAUGGGCAUGCAGCCAUCCGUGUCUCCUGCACAUGCAGGCCAUGUACGGCCCAAUUCUCAUGAAACGACCGCGCAAUCACAGCUAGCUCCGCAUGCAACUCCGCAAGAGACCUUUGUAUCGCCCUACUUAUCCCCGAUGCAUCAACAAAAAUUGGAGGAGUACCAUCAAACAUCCAUGCCCUCGCCCUUGACAUUGCAUUCGCCUCUGGAACAACAGCAACAGUCCUCGUCGUCGGCAUCAUUGCUGCUUCCACCAUCGUCCACGCGAGCCCAGCCGGCAAACCAAGACCAUGACGAAAUACCCCCGACCCCAACAGAAAUCAUGACGCGUCGCUCGUCAAAAAUGGGUGCACCCGCGUUGUGGAUGACAUCGCAGGCCCCCACCCCUAGUGGUUCUGCCACGCCCACUGUGGUGCGCUCGCAACUCGGCACACCAGGCUUUACACCAUCGCCAUCAAGCUGCUGGAAUGCCUUGGGCAUCGGCAGAGGUCGAUUGGGAACUUCGGCCAUGACACCGAUAGAAGCUCCAGCAUCGAACGACGUCCCGGUGUGCUCAGAGCCACUUGAGCACCAAACCCGCAAGGGCCUGGCGUCAGAACCUGAAAUGACCGAUGAAUCGCAAGUUUCGCAGCCUCUAUGGCAGCGCCGCCUGCAACGCAAUGAAAAGCCCUUUAUCAACUUGGCGCCUGUGACGACCGUAUCUAAUAAAGCAAAAGAAACAGAAGGUGAUUCAAGGGAGCUGGAUGACACAAAUAUCAUGCUUGCACAUGCUACCCAAGCGCUCAAUUGUUUGGUGCUCGAGCAGGAGCGCGCUCUUGUGGCAGAGGAAGGGCGACGGAACAUGUCAUUGCUCGAUGGGAACCGGCACAGCCUUGCGCUGAUGGGCAGCGAGCCACCGAAAGACGGCGAGGAGGAACUCCCGCCGUAUGAGUGCACCGUUCAUAUUGAAGGCUAUUUGCCAUGCAAGAUGGAGGUGCAUGGCUCUGGAGAUCCUAGCAAGAUGCAUGAUUGGAAAUCACUGUAUUUUGUACUACACGGCACAGCGCUCCAUUUGUACAAGAAGGAUAUAUCGCUCUUGUACAGCAAGCGAGUAAAUCUUAUCAACGUGUGGCAUGUUCAAGAUGGUGCGCUAGUACACACAGUACCAAUGAAUGAAGAGCCACAUGCGAAUGAGAUGCCAAGCGGACGGAACCUAAAGCAUGACGAAAAGGCGCACACGAAUCCACUGCCGUUGGAGGACCUUGUUCUGCGUGGCAUUGAGCUCGGCCGCUCGCUGGCACAUACAACCAGUGAUACCACGCAGACGCGAACGGAAAAUGUAGAAAAAGAGCUGGAUGAUGUCCAACGUGCACUGAAAAAUCACCAUGCCCACACUUAUUCGAUGGAGGGCGCUCAAUGCGGGUUCGCAGCCGAUUAUACGAAGCGGCCACAUGUGAUCCGCGUCAAAGUCGCAAGUGAUCAGUUUUUGAUCCAAACGCGUAAUAACUAUCAUUUGGUUGAUUGGAUCGAGGCCAUACAAGGCUCGAUCAAUGUAUCGACGGAUCUGGACCGGCGCACAAUGCCCAAGUUUGUCACGCUUCCACGCCGUCGACGUCGUCGCCGUGACAUGGAGGCUAUGGUGAUUCGCGACCAAAAUGCCGAGCAACACCGACGCCCGUCGAUACAAUCGCCCACAAGUAUUAGCGACUCUCACUUGAAUAGUUACGCACAAAAUUUGCAAGUGUGA